AUGAACUCACACAGACCUGUUCAUCAUAUAUUGUAUCUAUCCACAAUUCUGCUGCUCACAAUUGCGCUCUCCUACCAUCUGUAUGUCAGGAGAAAGUCGGGACCACAGACCCAUUUCGUAGAUUCUGGCAAGUUUGUAGUCGACGAGCUCUAUGAUCAAGUGCGGGUGCUGUGCUUGUUGCCCUACAACUAUGAGGAUUCCAGGGGAGCUCGAUAUGUGAAACGCACCUGGGGCCGUCAUUGCAACGAGUUGCUCUUUGUCAGCGGGGAUGUGGAUGAGGAACUCGAACCGUAUGUUCCGCUCGUUAAUAAUAGUGAAAACUGGAUGCUGGUGCACAUGGGAUUGCAGUAUGCCUAUGACUAUUACAGGCACGACUUCGAUUGGUUGCUCAAAGUGGACGAUCAUAGUUUUGUCGUUAUGGAAAAUCUGCGACAUCUAUUACAUAAUUACUCCGCCAGCGAACCGAUUUCUUUCGGCUACAUACUGCAGGAUAUGGCCGAUAAGAAUGCCUUUCUUUAUAGCAAACCGGGCUAUGUGCUGAGCAAAGAGUCGCUGAGACGCUUUACCAUCGAGGCUCGCAACCGCAGUACAACUAAUUGUAAAUUAAGGGACAUUGGUUUUAUGGAGGAUACGGAAUUGGCCAAAUGCCUGCGUGGAGCGAAAGUGGAAAUCGUCGAUAGUCGUGACAGAGAUGGUUGCGAACGAUUCACGCCCAUAGCGACGGUGCACCAUUUUCUCGAUGGUUUUAAAUACGCACCGUGGUUACAGAAUAAUAGUUGGUUCAGAACGACUGAGAGGCUCAUAUUGGGAGUAUUCCUUUUUAUUUGCUGUCUAACCAUCAAUGGACAGAGGAUGACUUGCCAGAGGUGGAAGGACCGCUGCGAAGUCUGCAUUCGUCGCCUAAAUGAUCCCUCAAAUAAUAUGACCCUGUUCAACGAUAAAUGUCGGGAAAAGCUCCUGCUGCGUUGGGAGUGGCAGAAUCUGAAUCGUUGUGACUUGCAGUAUGUCGCUUGCCGAGCAAAUCACGAGAGCCUUAACUGCAGAGAAAUUGCAUACUUAACGCGAAUGCCUAGGCUGGAGCGGAAUAAGCAGCGAUUAAAGCAUAUUCCCAGAUACACAGCAGAACCAUUUUAA
This is a messenger RNA of Scaptodrosophila lebanonensis, 1134 nucleotides long. Its product is annotated as glycoprotein-N-acetylgalactosamine 3-beta-galactosyltransferase 1-like. Gene Ontology annotation, cellular component: membrane. Gene Ontology annotation, molecular function: N-acetylgalactosaminide beta-1,3-galactosyltransferase activity. Bases 1 to 1134 code for a protein of 377 amino acids. Lineage: Eukaryota; Metazoa; Arthropoda; Insecta; Diptera; Drosophilidae. The record is from RefSeq and is a predicted model, not a curated record. The transcript has 5 exons.